CCGCUUUUGUGGCCCUACGAGCGAGCUUGGAUUUCGAACGAAGAUCGAUUAUCCUGCGAAAUACAGGAUGAAAACCCGACGCUGUGCCUAUGCGAUUGACCCUUCGUACUACCAUUAACACGGUCCCACGGGUUUCGCCGCUGAUGACAGGGACUCUCCGCAUGAUCUCCUGGGAUGAGUCCGCCGAUGAAAAGUCAUCGAUGAAUGAUGCGGGCAGCAGUGAUGAGGAUGAUCCGGAGAUCUUGAAAUUAGCACGACAGCGCCAACAGUAUUUGGAUCCCCGGACGGCUCGCGAUCCUACCUUCUUCAGGCACCCUACGGCGGAGCAGUUUGCUGCUAUUCGAGAAGAGGAGGAGGAGGAAGAGAGCAGCGAGAGUGACGAAGGAGAAGACGCGCAGGAAGAAAGAGGGGAUAGCGACGAAGUGCUCGGUAAAGAGGACGUAACCCCCGAACAAGGGAGCUAUAGCGAGGGGGAACAGAGUGAAGAAGAAGAAGACGAGGAAGAAGAAGAGGAGCAUGAAGACGAGUCUGCUGGAUCGGAGUGGGAAGCCGUGCCGGAAGAAGCACUGCGUACGGGCACAGAGGCUGAAGAUCCCGAGGCGGCCCGCAAAAGAGAAGAGAUCGCGGCCGGGAAGGAGUUAGAACUCGCAAGCGCAGCGAGUCUGCAGAUCCACGACGACCCGAACGGAGAUCUGGAACCGCCCUGACCUGAAGAUGGCGACCUCGCGGCCGCGACUCUG
Chara braunii is the source of this 740-nucleotide messenger RNA. Lineage: Eukaryota; Viridiplantae; Streptophyta; Charophyceae; Charales; Characeae. The record is from the annotation of a GenBank genome assembly.